CUUUCCCUCCUACUUUACCUUCAAAACCAACUUUAUCUUUACCCUUACUAGUAGCACUAGCUUUGCCAUCACUACCUUUUUCACCAUUAUAAGUACCACUUGCAUCAGUAUUACCAUUGUCAACACUUCCACCAUGCCCUCCCACCUUACCAGCAUCACCAGUGUUACCACUUCCACCACUAUUUCCACCAACUUCUCCUUGUCCUCCUACUUUACCUUCAAAACCAGCUUUACCCUCAAUCUUAUUAGUAUCACUAACUUUUCCAUCACUACUCUUUUCUCCAUUAAGACUUGCACUUGUACUAGUUGCACCAUUACCAACACCUCCGGCACGACCUCCUGCCUCUCCACCAACAUUAGCGCCACCACUUCCACCAAGUCCUGCUCUCAUUCCACCUCUAAACCCAAACUUAAAACCACCCCCACCAGUCAUACCAGCAUGGCCACCUAUACCUACACCUCCAUUUUUGUCACUGCUACUUGCACCACCAUUACCACCACCUCCUCCCCAUCCUCCUCCUCCUGCACCAACAAUGUUUCCACUACUCUGGAAUUCGCCUCCUACUCCAGCCUUUGCUCCUCCACCCCCAUGGAAAGCUUUAUCAGUUGUAGCAGCACCAGCAACGGCCUUCUCACCUUGAUGUACAGUAUGUGCACCAGCUACUAUAGGUCAAAUCGGGAGUUAAAGAUGUAAACUCGGGCUAAAACUAUUGCCCAUGUUGCGACAUAAGACCACUAGUGUCGUAACACCGAAGACAGAAGAAAUCAAGGGUGAAGCAGGGGCGACAUCACGACGUGGAGGACAGGGAUGUCGCGACGAUGUGAUGAAUAACUUGGAUAAAUCAGUUUCGUUUUUGGUAGCCAAUCAUGGGUAGUAAUUAAUAACUAGGAA
This is a messenger RNA of Gossypium raimondii (Peruvian cotton), 892 nucleotides long. RefSeq lists its product as uncharacterized. Bases 134 to 694 code for a protein of 186 amino acids. The record is from RefSeq and is a predicted model, not a curated record. NCBI's taxonomy places the organism in Eukaryota, Viridiplantae, Streptophyta, Magnoliopsida, Malvales, Malvaceae. The transcript is spliced from 2 exons.